ACUUGACUAAUUCAGACUCUAGCCAUCAAAGAAGAGAUGAAGAUUGAGCUCGUGUUCAUACCAUUGCCGGGGAUUGGUCAUCUCCGGCCAACGGUGAAGCUGGCGAAGCAACUUAUCAGCAGCGAUAACCGUCUUUCAAUCACCGUAAUCCUCAUCCCUUCAAGAUUCGACGCUGGUGAUGCAUCAGCAUGUAUGGCAUCCCUCAUCACAGCGUCUCAAGAUCGACGCCUCCGUUACGAACCAAUCUCCGUCGCGAAACAGCUGCCAAUCUCCGAUCCGGAUCCGGCUCAAGUUUACAUCGAGAAACAAAAGGAGAAAGUGAGAGAUGCGGUCUUGAGAAUCCAAGAUCCAACAAGAAAGCUCGGAGGAUUCGUGGUGGACAUGUUCUGUUCCUCUAUGGUCGAUGUAGCUAACGGACUUGGAGUUCCGUGUUAUAUGAUGUACACAUCGAACGCUACGUUUCUUGGAAUCAUGCUUCACGUUCAACAAAUGUACGAUGAGAACAAGUAUGACGUCAGUGAGUUGGAUGACUCGGUCAACGAGUUGGAGUUCCCGUCUCUGACUCGUCCUUAUCCUGUGAAGUCUCUUCCUCAUAUCCUCACUUCGAAGGAGUGGUUACCUCUCUCUCUAGCUCAAGCUAGGUUGUUCCGGGAGAUGAAGGGUUUCUUGGUAAACACAGUUGCUGAGUUAGGACCUCACGCUCUGAAAAUGUUCACUGGUGAUGAUGAUCUUCCUCAGGCUUAUCCAGUUGGACCAGUGUUGGAUCUUGAAAACGGUUCUGAUAAGGACGAGAAGUCAUCGGCGAUCUUACAGUGGCUCGAUGAGCAACCGGCUAAAUCUGUUGUGUUUCUCUGUUUUGGUAGCUUGGGAGGUUUCACUGAGGAACAAACUAGAGAAAUAGCUGUGUCGUUAGACCGAAGUGGUCACCGGUUUCUUUGGUCUCUCCGUCGUGCAUCUCCGAAUAUAAUGACUGACCGUCCCGGGGAUUUCACAGAUUUGGAGAUGGUUCUUCCGGAGGGGUUCUUGGACCGGACAUUGGAUAGAGGGAAAGUGAUUGGAUGGGCACCACAAGUGGCGGUACUAGCGAAACCAGCGAUAGGAGGAUUCGUCACUCACUGCGGGUGGAACUCGAUACUAGAGAGCUUAUGGUUCGGUGUCCCAAUGGUGGCAUGGCCACUCUACGCAGAGCAGAAGGUAAACGCGUUCGAGAUGGUGGAAGAGCUGGGACUGGCUGUGGAGAUAUGUAAGUACUUGAAAGUAGAUUUGUUCGCUAAAGAGAUGGAGACGGCUAAGGCGGAGGAUAUAGAGAAAGCCAUUAGGCGUGUGAUGGAACAGGACAGUGACGUUAGGAACAGAGCCAAGGAGAUGGCGGAGAAAUGUCAUGUGGCGUUAAGGGACGAUGGAUCUUCGCAGGUGGCUUUGCAAAAGUUUAUUCAAGACAUUGUUAAGAAUGUUGCUUAAACAUUUCAUUUGUUUCCAUCUUUAAAAGAUCUUCAUCAAAAUAAGAAGUUAUGUAAUUGCUACACAAGUCUUUUAGCAGUGGCGCCAAGCUACAAGCGUGAUUGCUUUAACAAAUUAUUAGAGACGUACUGAUCGA
This is a messenger RNA of Capsella rubella, 1597 nucleotides long. RefSeq names its product UDP-glycosyltransferase 71B5. Bases 37 to 1461 code for a protein of 474 amino acids. Gene Ontology annotation, molecular function: UDP-glycosyltransferase activity. The record is from RefSeq and is a predicted model, not a curated record. Lineage: Eukaryota; Viridiplantae; Streptophyta; Magnoliopsida; Brassicales; Brassicaceae. The transcript has a single exon.